AUUGUCUAUUGUAGGUCUAUGUAAUCUAUUGUCUAUGAUCUUACGUCAGUUGAAGCCGUACUAAAUGCCGUAAUAGGAAAAAUCUAAUUUCAAGUUUUCUCAUAUUUAUAGACGUAAUUCAUUGUAAAACUAAAACAAAUAGCACCCGAAGGCAAGAUAUGGCUGCACAGCUUUUCAAUCGUAUUGGUCAAGUGGGUUUAGGAGUAGCCCUUGUUGGUGGAGUUGUAAACUCAGCUUUAUAUAAUGUGGAUGGUGGUCACCGAGCAGUUAUAUUUGACAGAUUUGCUGGUGUCAAAAAUGUAGUUGUUGGUGAAGGAACCCACUUCUUUAUUCCAUGGGUUCAGAAACCAAUUCUAUUUGACAUCAGAUCCAGACCUCGUAAUGUACCUACAGUCACAGGAAGCAAAGAUCUCCAAAAUGUAAACAUCACACUGCGUAUCCUGUUCAGACCAGUGCCAGACCAACUGCCCAGAAUAUACACAAUCCUUGGUGUGGAUUAUGAUGAAAGAGUGCUGCCCUCUAUCACAUCUGAAGUGCUCAAAGCUGUGGUGGCACAGUUUGAUGCUGGAGAAUUAAUUACACAGAGAGAGAUUGUGUCACAAAAAGUAAACGAGAGCUUAACUGAAAGAGCAGGCCAAUUUGGAUUAAUAUUAGAUGACAUCUCAAUUACACAUUUAACUUUUGGCAAGGAAUUCACACAAGCCGUUGAAUUGAAACAAGUAGCACAACAGGAGGCAGAAAAGGCCAGAUUCCUGGUAGAAAAAGCAGAACAACAGAAAAAGGCUGCCAUCAUCACAGCUGAGGGUGAUGCACAGGCAGCUGUACUUCUGGCAAAAUCAUUUGGAACAGCUGGUGAAGGCCUGGUAGAGCUCAGACGUAUAGAAGCGGCAGAAGACAUUGCCUACCAAUUGUCAAAGUCCAGAAAUGUCACCUACCUUCCCCAAGGCCAAAAUGUACUCUUAAACCUUCCCACCCAAAACUAAUAUAUCCUAAGAUAAAAUAUUGUAAUUACUAAUGGUAGAUUUAAACUAUGGUUAAUAUUAUGCAUUUGGUGAAUGUUGCAUUUUGAAACUUUGUAUUGUUCCAACAAGAUUGUAGUCAUAUAUUAGCUUAUAUAUGCAAUAAAUUAUGCAUCGUUAAA
This is a messenger RNA of Bicyclus anynana (squinting bush brown), 1141 nucleotides long. RefSeq names its product protein l(2)37Cc (gene Phb1). The record is from RefSeq and is a predicted model, not a curated record. The transcript is spliced from 5 exons. The coding region runs from base 159 to 983 and encodes 274 amino acids. Gene Ontology annotation, biological process: mitochondrion organization. Gene Ontology annotation, cellular component: mitochondrion; membrane. Lineage: Eukaryota; Metazoa; Arthropoda; Insecta; Lepidoptera; Nymphalidae.